AUGGACACAUAUGAAAGUGUAUUGCUGGUCAAGAAUGAGGUAUUCGUGUUUAAAAUACCUCCAAGAACAUCAAAUAGGGGAUAUAGGGCGGCGGAUUGGAAUCUGCAAGAACCGCAAUGGACUGGGCGUAUGCGCCUUGUUGCGAAAGGCGAGGAACUGAUAAUGAAAUUGGAGGACAAAACUACCGGAGAAUUGUUUGCGAAGUGUCCUAUUGAUAAAUAUCCAGGAGUGGCUCUGGAGGCAGUAACUGACAGUUCACGCUAUUUUGUAGUAAGAAUUCAAGAUGAUAAUGGCCGUAGUGCUUACAUUGGUUUAGGGUUUGGUGAUAGAUCAGAUUCAUUUGAUCUUAAUGUUGCACUUCAAGAUCACUUCAAAUGGUUGAAGAAAGAACAAGAAGGUGAUCAGUCACAACAGCAACAACUUGAUCUAGGCUUCAAAGAUGGAGAAACAAUUAAAAUAAAUAUGAAAAUCACUAAAAAGGAUGGCAGUGAAGGCAGUCGACCGAAGCGGGCUGGUGCCGCAGCUGUGGGUGGUUUGUUGCCCCCCCCUCCGGGUGGUUCACGGCUUCCACCACCCCCAUCACCGCAGCAUGCGCCUAACCCGGCUGUUCCAACGGCUGCUACUGCUAAUUCUGAAUGGGGUGACUUCAAUUCUGCAAGUGCUACCAGUCAGAAACCCACUACUCCAGCAAAUCAACAAAAUUGGGUGCAAUUU
Iphiclides podalirius (scarce swallowtail) is the source of this 714-nucleotide messenger RNA. Lineage: Eukaryota; Metazoa; Arthropoda; Insecta; Lepidoptera; Papilionidae. The record is from the annotation of a GenBank genome assembly.